CUGAUGAACAGAAAUGGAUUUAUGAACUAGAUAAAUGACACGAUACUUUUAUAUAUCCUAUAAGUACUAUACUUAUGUUAGCUGAAAGAAAAACACACUUUAAUCUUCUCUAGUUUCAUGUUUUCAAUUACGUUUUUUUUUUCGUUAUUCAAUUAAGACUUCCGGUUCUACUUUCUACCAAUUACUGGUAGUCUAGAUUCGAAUAAAAAAGAAACAAGUACAAAUAGGUCCAUAUAGAUCUAAUAUUUUUUUAUCCGUUCUUCAUUAUAACGACUAUUGUACUGUAACGAUCCAUACGAGAAUAUCAGUUCCAUUGCGCGCGAUGCUCUUUUUAUUUUUCGUGUUAUGUUUCUAUGGAAACUCCUUAAUCUACGCAGUACACCGUCCACCAAGCAUCUACAUACAGCCUACUGAUAAAGACAUUUACUACAAGUCAGGAGAGAAGGUGGAGAUAUCAUGUGCGGCCCAUGGCAUUCCAAAACCAUGGUAUAUAUGGAAACGUAAUGGAAAUGCAUACGAUCCGAGCAGUCAAGAUGGCCGUGUUGUCCAGCUGCCAGACCAAGGUACACUUGUGUUCAACACUACAUUGCCUGAAGACGAAGGUGUAUAUCAGUGUUUUGCCGACAAUGGUUAUGGAGUUUCUGCCUCAGUUAAAUUCAAGUUGAGGAUGGGUAAACUAAAGACGUUUGCUAAUGAACCUAAUCGUACUCACACUGUGGAAGCUGGAAAGGAUUUUACAUUACCAUGUGUCCCACCUCAGAGUGUUCCACCCGCAGAUGUAUUCUGGGUGGUGAGAGAGGCUUAUGGUAGAUUUCAGCCCGUCUACUACAAUAAAAGAAUCAGUAUGGAUCUAGAAGGGAGACUGAGAUUCACGAAUGUGGAGAAGUCAGAUGAACAAGAUGGGCGAGCUUACCACUGUAUGGCUGUCAACAACUUAAUAAGAGCGAGUUCAACCGGACCUGGACAUAUAGUGAAAGUCUUAGAAUCAAAACAGCAAACACACUCACCUCACUAUCUGUGGACAUCACCUAGCGACAAUAUUUUCAUAAAGGGCGAAACGAUGAGGCUCAAAUGUAUAUUUGCAGGAGAUCCCACACCGAAUAUAUACUGGAAGAAAAUUCAGGGAACGUUUUCCUAUCAAGCCAGGUUCAAGAGUUAUGGACAGGAAUUAUACACUGGAAACGUUCAGGAGUCAGAUGCUGGACAGUACAUGUGUAUGAACCAGAUCGAAGAGUCGACUCAUGUUAUUGCCAGAACCUUUCAUGUCAGAAUUGAUUCUGCACCAUAUUGGGUACAGGAACCUAAGACUGUUGAAGCCAGAGUCGAUGAUGAGGCAACAUUUGUCUGCGAAGCUGACGGCGUUCCAAAACCAAAAUAUACUCGGUACAUCAACGGUGUUCCCCUUGAAGGAGUUCGAGAUCCACGUGUUUUCAACAACAGCAGAAUCGUCAUGAAAGACACAAAUACAUUAAAACUGACUAAACUGACUCUGGAAGAUCACAUGAAUAUUCAGUGUAACGCCAGUAACAUCCAUGGAUACGUGUUCUCUGAUGUUUACCUCAAUGUCUACCGUAACCUAUCGGGUGAAAAGCCAACUAUCAUCAAACACCCUCCAGCGGAGAUUAAGGUAGCAGAAAGUAGACCUGUAACCAUAGACUGCUUAGUCAAGGGUGAACCAUACCCAAACGUCACUUGGUACAAAUCUAGGCAGCAAAUCGGUUUAGGAUGGUAUAAAUUUAUGCCGAAUGGGAGCUUGUAUAUUUCGGAAGCAAGAUUUGAAGAUGCUGGUGAUUACCACUGCAAUGCUAAGAAUAUUUAUGGUAAAGUGACGUCAUCCGCGUGCAAAUUAUUAAUCAGGCGAAAAACAAAGAUUGAACAAUUUCCAUUAGAUAUGGUAAUACGCGCGGAAGAAAAUGUCAGAUUCACCUGCUCAGGAUCUACUGAUAUUAAUGAAGUGGCAAAUAUGGAGACGUACUGGGAGAAAGAUGAUAAACGUGUGUCGACAAAUGACUCUAGAAUAAUACAAGACAUCAAGAACAGUACAUACCGAUUGACAAUAUGGGGAGCAAAUGUCAGGGACUCAGGAGUGUACACCUGUAUAGUAACGAAUGGAUUUGAUGAAGACAGAGCAUCUGCUGUUUUGACUGUUAAAGAUCGCCCAUGUCCGCCAUCAUUGGUUGAACUAAACAGAUGUCUUGAUUUUUCCGCCGACAUUACAUGGACAAAAUGUAUCGAAUACAAUAUUCCAGUUAAUAAUUUCAUUAUCCAGUACAACUCUUCGUUUAAUCCCGGCCAGUGGGUCUCGGCAAAAACUGUAAAUAACACACAGAACACGACCACUAUUUCCCUCACGCCAUGGAAUAACUAUACGUUCAGAGUAGUCGCGACAAACGAGCUUGGUGAGAGUCCAAGUUUCCAUACGACUGCGGUUUGUAGUACACCUGCUGCUGAACCGGACAGAAAUCCACAGAACGUCAGAUCUAUUGGGGACACAAGAAACAUGCUCAAAAUUCAAUGGACUCCAAUGAACGAGUGGGAACAUAAUGGCCCUGGGUUUAAAUAUCAACUAACUGUAAAGGAGCACGGAAGUACAAUGCCGUAUACAUAUAUCAUAGACAACUGGGAAACUGAUACAAUGGAAAUACCAGUCAAUAGGCCGUACAGACCAUAUCUGGUUAAACUACAAGCUAAAAACAGUCUUGGAACUGCAAAGGAAGAUCCGACCGAAUAUACACUGUACUCCUUUGAAGGCGUUCCAAAUGCGUGGCCGGUGGAGGUUAACGUCACUGAUGUAGGUAAUACAUUUGCUACAGUAACUUGGACAUGGAAUUCAUUUUGGCAAGAAGAACAAGGAGAGAUGACUCAGAUUCUGGGUCAGUUGAAAGGCUUUAGAAUCCAGUACUGGCGUACCAAUGAGAAGUUGAGCACCUUUCGGGAGGUUGAUGUUCCUGUCACAGAAGUUAUGUCAAGACAAGUUCAACCACCAGGCACGCUGAUAUCAUCAACUUACCUGCUGAAGAAUCUUUCACAAUAUAGUAAUAUGCAAAUCCAAGUGCGUGUCUUUAACAACUUUCACGUCGGCCCUCCAAGUGGUACCAUAGAUUUUUAUACAUUUGGAGGAGUUAACCGUCCACCAAAAAUCUACAAACAGUCUGCACAUUAUGAUAUAUACUACAAAGCAGGAGAAACAGCGGAGAUAAUGUGUGCAGCUGAUGGCAUUCCAAAACCGAAGUAUCUGUGGAAACGUAAUGGACAACCAUACAAUCCAAAUGGUCAUGGUGAUCGUAUUGUACAGCUGAAGGGUGAAGGUACUCUCGUGUUUUACAAUCCAGAGGGUAGAGACGAGGGUAUAUAUCAGUGUUUCGCAGACAAUGGUUUAGGAAUCUCUGCCUCUAUUAAAAUCAACUUCAAAAUGGCUAAACUAGAGAGUUUUGCUGAAGAAACUGGGAUGACCCAACAAGUACAUGAAGGAAAUCAUUUGACAUUGCCGUGUAUCCCACCCCAGAGUUAUCCGCCCGGAAAGGUACACUGGGUGUGGAAGAAACCUGAUAUGGAAUGGCAGCCAAUCUACUUGAGUAACAGAGUGAGCAUGGAUCUUGAAGGGAGACUCCGAUUCGCAAAUGUGAUUAAGGCCGACGAACAAGGUGGAAAUGCGUACCACUGUAUGGUUAUCAACAACAUGUUGCGAAACACUCGAGUUGGUCAAGCACAUUUUGUGGAAGUCUUAGAGCCAAAAGAACAAAGACACCCACAUCACGUGCUGUGGACGUCACCAAGCCACAUGUUAUUCGUCAAAGGAAGCACGCUCAUACUCAAGUGUAUUUUUGCUGGAAUUCCCACCCCAGAUGUAUACUGGAAGAGACUUCAGGGAACUUUACCUGAAAAAGCGGUAUUUAAGAGUUUUGGACAGGAAUUACACAUUGAAAACAUCCAGGAGUCAGAUGCUGGACAAUACCAAUGUGAGUCUCGUAACACAGGAGAAACUACGCCGAGUGCAUAUAAAUCAUUUGAUAUUAUAAUUGAAUCUGCACCGUAUUGGGUAGAGGAACCUGUGGAUGUUGAAGCCGGUGUCAAUGAAGAAGCAACUUUUGUCUGCAAAGCUGACGGCAUUCCAAAACCUGAUUAUACUUGGUACAUCAACGGUGUUCCACUUGAAGAACCAAAUAAGAGUGGAUUUCAAGAUCCGCGUAUCAGCAAUAAGAGAUUCUUCAAGAAAGACGAAAACAGUUUAAACCUGACAAAACUGACCUUAGAAGAUCACAUGAAUAUACAGUGUAACGCCAGUAACAAACAUGGAUAUGUGUUCGCUGACGUCUACCUCAAUGUACUGCCUCAGAUUCCAACUAUCAUGAAACAUCCACCAGCGGGGAUAAAUGCAACAGUAGGUAGACCAGUGACUAUCAGUUGUUUAGUGACAUGUAAACCUUACCCAACAGUCACAUGGUACAGAGAUGAAAGUCUAAUCACUGGAGAACGGUUUCAUAUUUUGCAACAUGGGAACCUGCAAAUUCAGGAUGUGAUGUUAGCAGAUGCUGGUGAUUAUCACUGUAUUGCACGGAACAUAAAUGGCGAAGUGACAUCAUCCACGUGCAAGUUACAUGUCAGACGAAAAAUUAGAAUUACACAGUACCCGCUGGAUCUGGAAGUUACCGCGGGCGAUAAUGCUGUAUUUACAUGUUCUGGAUCUAUUGAUAAUGGCGAAGAGGGUAACAUUAAAGUGUACUGGGAGAAAGAUGGACAACGUCUAUGGACCAAAGAGCAAAGACUGACACAAAAUUUGUGGAACAAUUUACUGACAAUUUCGGAAACCAGAGGCAGAGACUCAGGGGUGUACACUUGUAUAAUAACGGACGGGUUUGAUGAAGAGAGAGCCUCCGCUAGUUUAACUGUUAAAGAUCGCCCAGAUCCUCCAUUAGUGGUUAAAAUAGAAAGAUGUGUCGAUAAUACCGCCGAUCUUAAGUGGAUCAAUGGUAAUGAAAACUAUGUCACAGUCCAGAAUUUCAUUGUACAGUACAAUACCUCUUUCAAUCCCGACCAGUGGAUUUCGGCAAAAACUGUAAAUUACACGCAGACAACGGCCACUAUUCCUCUUUCGCCAUGGGCAAACUAUACAUUCAGAGUGAUAGCUACAAAUGAAAUUGGUGCCAGUUCUCCAAGUUUUCAUUCGAACACAGUGUGUCGUACACAUCCAGCUCCACCUGAUAGAAAUCCGAAUAACGUCAGGUCUGUCGGAAACUCAAAAAACAAGCUCAAAAUACAAUGGACUCCAAUGAACGAGUUGGAACAUAAUGGCCCUGGAUUUAAGUAUCAACUGAUGUUAAAGGAGCAUGGACGACCAUUUUGGUAUUCCUAUAUAAUAGACAACUGGAGAAAUGAUACCUUUGAAAUACCAUCGUAUAAGCCGUACACACCAUUCCAGGUUAAACUAAUGUCCGUGAAUGCUCUGGGAGAUGCAAUGGAAUAUCCGACAGAAUAUACGCUGUACUCUUUUGAAGAUAAUCCAAAAGUUCGGCCAAUGGAUGUUAAAGUUACAGAUGCAGGUAAAACAUUUGCUACAGUUAGCUGGAAAUGGGAUUCUUUAUGGCUUGAAGAACAAGGAGAGAUGACUCAGAUACAGGGUCAGUUAAAAGGAUUCAAGAUCGAAUAUUGGCGUACCAACGAGAAGGGAAGCACAUUCCGUGAGGUUGUAGUUCUUCUAGAAGAAGUUAUGCCAACAGAUCCACCACUAGGCAACGCAAUGAUAUCAUCCUCCUAUUUGUUAAGGAAUGUCUCACACAGCAGCAAUAUGGAAGUCCAAAUACGUGUCUUUAACAACUAUUACUCCGGUCCUCCAACUGACCCUGAAGGAUUUGCUACAUUAGAAGGAGGAAACCGUCCACCAAAAAUCAAUAUACAGCCUUCAGUUAAAGACAUUUACUAUCGUGUAGGAGAAUCAGUGCAGAUAAUAUGUGAAGCUAAUGGAAUUCCAAAACCAAGGUAUCAAUGGGAACGUAAUGGAAGGAUCUACGACCCAAACUACCAUGGUGACCGUGUCGAACAAGUUGCUGGUAAAGGUACCAUCGUGUUCAAACGUGCAGAAUAUCGAGAUGAGGGUGUAUAUCAAUGUUUCGCCAUUAACGGUUUUGGAAUAUCUGCAUCAAUCAAAAUCAACCUGAGAAUGGCUAAAAUUGGGAGGUUUGCUCAUGAAUCUGGAGUAACACAUCGUGCACAUGUAGGAGAGGAUCUGACAUUACCAUGUGACCCACCCCUAAGUGACCCACCGGCAAAAGUACAGUGGGUGCGGAGAAGUUAUGAUGACUGGUCGCCCAUCCACCUGGACGAAAGAGUCACCAUAGAUAGUGAAGGGAGACUCCGAUUCACAAAUGUGCGGAAGUCAGAUGAAUUAUAUGGACAAGCGUACCAUUGUUCGCUUAUGAGCACUUAUUUGGCAAUCUAUAUAAUUGGACCAGAACAUUUUGUGGAAGUCAUAGGCUCAACAGAACAUACUUACGAACCUCACGAGCUUUGGACAUCACCUAGCGACCAGAUUAUACUCAAAGGGGAGACGCUAAAGCUGAAAUGCAUUUUUGCCGGAAAUCCAACGCCAGAUGUAAACUGGGAGAGAGUUGACGGAAUUUUGUCCGAUCGCGCCACAGUUUAUAGCUUUGGACAGGAAUUAUCCAUCACUAACGUUCAGGAGUCGGAUGCCGGAAAGUACGAGUGUACAGGUCAGAACACAGAGUCCACACAGAAAGCAACAAAAACUUUUCAUGUUACAGUUGAAUCUGCACCUGUCUGGGUACAGGAACCUGUUGAUGUAGAAGCCAGAAUCAAUGGUGAUGCCACGUUUGUCUGCAAAGCAGAUGGCGACCCGAAACCAGAUUAUACAUGGUACAUCAACGAUGUUCCUCUUGAAGAUGCACAAAAACAGAUCAUGAAAGACGAAAACACUGUAACACUGACCAAUCUACGCGUGGAAGAUAACAUGAACAUUCAGUGUAACGCCAGUAACACACAUGGAUAUGUGUUCUCCGAUGUCUACCUCAAUGUGUUUGAUAGUGAUUGGAAUUGACCUAAGUCGUUUUAUCUGUGAAGAAGUCUUAGUCAGUUUAUCUGUGGAACGAUGAUCAGCCAUUACGUCUUAAUAUAAUAUCAUACUCUUAGAUGCUUUUAUAUUUGCCUAUGCUUAUAUUGCCUUUAUUAACAGAAUUUAAAUAUUUGUAAUAUAAAUUUAAUUGUCAUAGUCUGAAUAGCUGCAUAAGUAGUGUCUAAAACUUUUUACACUACAAAAAGUGUUUUAUGUCCACCACCCCCUUCGAAGAAGAAGGGUUGUUUACUUGCUAUUUGUCCAUCUGUCUGUCGUAGGUAGACUAUUAAGUUAUCAAUAAACACGUAGAGAACGAU
This is a messenger RNA of Mercenaria mercenaria, 7383 nucleotides long. RefSeq lists its product as uncharacterized. The record is from RefSeq and is a predicted model, not a curated record. Gene Ontology annotation, molecular function: cell-cell adhesion mediator activity. Gene Ontology annotation, cellular component: axon; plasma membrane. Gene Ontology annotation, biological process: dendrite self-avoidance; axon guidance; homophilic cell-cell adhesion. The transcript is spliced from 39 exons. Lineage: Eukaryota; Metazoa; Mollusca; Bivalvia; Venerida; Veneridae. Bases 323 to 7051 code for a protein of 2242 amino acids.